Messenger RNA from Porites lobata, 10807 nucleotides. The record is from the annotation of a GenBank genome assembly. NCBI's taxonomy places the organism in Eukaryota, Metazoa, Cnidaria, Anthozoa, Scleractinia, Poritidae.
UUAAGAGUAACACUAGUGGGAGACGAAUGGGGAUCAUCAAAAGGCGGAUUAUCUACGCUGAACAGAGAACUAGCAAAACAUUUGGCACGGCAGCCUGGGGUAGAGGUUACCCUUCUGUUGCCACAUUACAGUGAAAGAGAGAAGCAAGAAGCUAAUGACUGUAGAGUAAGCCUUGCGACACCUGAGCCAAUGACUGGGUUUGAUUCUAUAAGGGGAUUGAGCUUUACUACAGAAGAUCAUGAUAUUGAUGUUGUUGUAGGCCAUGGUCAGAAGCUCGGAGCACCAGCCCAGGCCAUAGCAAAACAGCGCAAGUGCAAGCGAGUUCAUAUAGUACACACUGCCAGUGAAGAGCUUGCAAUGUUUAAGGAAGGCGAAACGGCGUUACCGAAAGGCGAGGAAAAACACCAAGCUGAAUUAAAACUGUGUAAGGAGGCUGAAAUCGUCGCGGCUAUUGGACCGAAGCUAGCGGAAGCCAUCUCCGCCCCCCUGCGGUCGUACGGUAAGGAUCAACAAGUGAUAGAUAUCACACCUGGAAUCUUUCCGGAGUUCACAAAGAUGCAGCAAGCCAGUGAGGAAAGGGGAAAGUUCCGCAUCUUAGUGUUUGGUCGGGGUGACUCGGAAGAUUUUGAACUAAAAGGAUACGAUAUAGCCGCCCAAGCUGUAGCAGGCUUGAAUGAUAAAAGCUACCUUCUAACAUUUGUCGGAGCGCCGAAAGGAAAAGAAGAUGAGGUCAAAAAUAACUUGCUGAAGUGCGGCAUUUCUCGCAACCAACUUAUCGUGCGAGGCUUUAUUGAGAGUCGUGGUGAAUUGGAAAAACUCUUCUGUGAGGCUGAUUUAGCCAUUUUGCCGUCACGAACAGAAGGUUUUGGUCUCGCAGCACUCGAAGCUCUUUCCUCUGGCCUCCCCAUUUUGGUGGGUGAUAAUUCUGGGUUAGGAAAAGCUCUGCAGACUUUAACUUUUGGUUCGUCGUUCGUGGUAGACUCUGAUGAAGCUGAGGAGUGGGGUAAAGCUAUCAGACGUGCGAGACAGAAAGAAAGGCAAAUUCGGCUCAACGAAGCGCUCUCUCUACGAGAGUUUUAUGACGAAAAGUUCAAGUGGGAGACGCAAUGUAAGAUCCUGCUUGAAAGAAUGCGCCGUCUUUUUCAAUAAACUUCAAGGGUCGGUUCAGAACUUGGCCAGGGUCGUUUAGGAUUCAUUGGAUAGUCUUUGCCAAUGACAAAAACUGCCCGUGCAUCCGCGCUUGUCAAUUUUAAUGAACAAAAUAACAGUUUGAUUCUUAUAUUACUUAUUACUUGUCUUCUUACCUUUAUUGAUACGGGACUACUUAAAUUAGGCUCUCGAGGACGUAGCCUCGAAAUGCAUGUAUUCACGAGUUUAAUCUUCCGUCGUGGGGGUUGCGGAGUUCAUCAAGUCCUUUUCUCUGACCGCGUGAAUCUUCUAACACAGUUGUCCUGGAUUCCAAUCUUUGGCAUCGUUGUUGAUAGCCAAUAAAGGGACAGUAGAUUAGUAGUCUGCAGCGUGACGAUACUAAAAAGGGCUGUGUAGCAGACUAUAGUAGAUUAGUUCACGGUGAGCGCUAUUAGUUAGCGCUGCUAUGCGUUAUAGAACUUUUUUCACCUAAUGUCACGAAAAUUAAUACCGACGGCGAUUAGUGCACCGAGCCAAUCCUGUGGAGACAUCUGAACUCCUGCUAGUGGUAUGAAUAAACUAACGCACUAUACAUUGCACCAAAAUAAUUUUAGUGGUUUUAAUUGAGCUGAUGUGAUAAGUUGUUUCCCUUUUUUUAAUGAAAAUGACAUCAGCUGUUUUGAUCUCAAAAGAAAAGGUUGUGCAAGAGAUAGAAAAUUCAGUCCAGUCAAAGUUCAAGCCAAUUCCUACCUCAUUUACCUCAAUAUGUAAACCUUAUGGAUUUUCACAAGAAUAGCUCAAAGAUAAAUGGAAUCCAAAACUCCUACGUGGUUUUUGACAGUAGAACGACAAAACAGGAUCUUUACAGUAGUUUUGAAAGCGGCAAAGAACCUCCAGAAACCUAAUCCAAAAAACGUUUUAAUUUUUAUAGAUUGACAUGGUUGCAGCUACGGUUGCGUUUCUAUGCGAAAGUCUGAAAAUAUAAUAAGAUUCUUGAUCUCAGCUUCACUGCCCAACUACCCCUUCCCUAACCCAACAUUUUGCCCCAAAUGAGAAGUAAGUGUUAAACGUUGACUUAGGGGAGGGGUAGGUGAGCAGUUUCACAGAAACCUAAAUUGGUCCAAUCCACGUACUCUGAGUUCCCGAAUUAAGUUUUGAUCCGAUUCCCAAUAUUUUGAUGAAGUUUUAGUACUUAAAGUAUACGUACCUCCCCCUCCUCCUUCCCCGCCGCCUUCACCCUCUUUCCUGCAGCGACAUUUGUUUUUUUUCCCUACAUGGUCCGCACUGAACACAAUUCAUAGCGGUAAAUCCUCCUGCGCAUUGCUGAUUUUCUUUUGCACAUUUAUGGCUCUUUUUAGCUUAACUACCACCUAAAAAACAAUGCAUUUUGUUAUUUACAAACAUACGCAAUUACUGAGUGAUUUAUCUACAGCGAUCGCAAUAAUCCUCAUUCCCAGACUACGUUAUGGCGGGAUUCUUGGUCGCUCUAUCUUUUUCAUCUGUGGAGGAACGGUCCUAUAAGAGUACCUGCGGUGAGUUUGCGCCGCUUAACGCUUUAUCUUGUCCCAUCCCAGAAGGUUUGAAGGCUUGGGCAGUGUAGUAAAAAGGUGAGAUAUAGUGAUAGCGUUUCGGUGGCUCCCGGCAUUGGUCACAAUUAGGCAGUCUGUCAUGCGGUGGAGAAUUAGAGCAGACGGUACGAUAUGGUGUGCUAUUUUUCAGAUGGUGUCUCCAUGUUAAUUAGAUGCUGAAGGUGUAUGGAGAGUUUUCUAGAAACUGGCAUUGAAGUGAUGUAGAUCGCCAUUGUGGAGCGUGCGCUUGAAGGAGUUACACUUGCCGCGGUGGUAAAGGGCCUCUGAACACCGUUUUGACGCAGAGGUCUGACGACUAUUCCAUACAGAUGAGCCUUGUAAGGCCACAAUAACUGUAUAUGGUUGUUAUUGCAUGGGUGAUAUUACUGUGCGCAUGUGUGAGGUACAUAUUGUGUGAUAUUGCUGUGCGCAUGCGUGUGUCUCUUGCUGUAAGGUUGGUUCGCGCGAUCGGUUUGUUGAGUAGGACUGUACGCGGGUUUUGCAGGUUGCCUUUAAUUUGCAUCGCGAGAGAUGAUUGUGGUGCGGUUGCAGUGGUGGUAGUUGACUGGGUACGAUGUUUUUCAGUUGUUGUGGUAGGGCUUGUAGCAGUUGUUGAUAUUCUCGUGCCGUGUGUUGAGCGUUGUGAAGGUGCUCUUGCGAGGGAGGGGUAGGAGAGGUUCAUUUAUGGAGCGGAGUGGUAGACAAUAAGGUAUUUAAUAUGUCAGACACGUCUACCUAUAUAAGGUUGGCGGUAAUCCAGGUUUGGUUGGUGAUAGCCUGUUGCAGGCUCUUAGACAGUCGUGUCCGCUGAAUUGAGAAAGCGCAAACACGAAAAUAAAACGGGAGGAAACUUUUCCUUUUUCCCUCUCCGCCAACUUUUCGUGUGCCUUAUUCUUUCGCGUCUUCCCCACUAUCUGAGAACCUGCAACAGGCUAGGUUAGGGAGUGUAGCUAGUGAAUGACAUUUUUCCGGAAGAGACCUUCGUUUACGAAGUUGACCUCUUGUGCGAUUUGGUUUAUGUUUGAGCCAGGCAGUGAGUAGUUCUUCAUGAUAUGGUAGCUUGGGAUAGAGCGGGCCUCUAGGUUGAAAGUCGAAAGCUAGAUUGAGUGAUCCAAUGCGGAUGUUGUUAACAAUGUGCGUUUUUUCAGGGGUGAGAAGCGAUAACUUAUAAUAAGUGUAGUUAGAAAAAGGGCGUAGAUCUUGCAAAUGAUACAACAAUCGCUCUUGUAACAAACAAACGCUCGAGUUGAGUAAGAUUUACAGUCGACUCCCGAUAACUCGAACCUUCAAGGGAAAUCGAAAAAAGUGCGAGUUAUCGGGAGCCAAGAGUAAGGAAUAAACAGUUUUUACUGGACAGUGAACAUUUUAAUCACAUUUAAUUGUAGAAAUGUCAAGUGAAAAUUAAAAGAUACUUCUAGGUUAUAAAUCGGAAGUAACGUAACAAAACAUUGCCUAAAUAGAGCUUUCUUUUUACUGUUUUGAGAAGUAAAGUUGUUUCACGUUAGAUUUGUGACAAACAACAUCAGCCUCCACUAGUACUAGUAUAUGCCUACAACACGUCAAUGGGAAAUUCAAAAUUCAAUGCUUCGGACGCCGGUGGACUGUUUUUUUUCCCCGGCUUUUAAUUGCUCAAAAUAUGGUUCGAAUAAUCGAUGGUAAAUUGGAAAUUACAAGGUUUCUACGCCCAAAUUUGCAAAGUUAGAGAGACGCUUGGGUACGAGGCGAGCCAAUCUGCUAGGCUUCAGGCUUUUUGGUUAGCAGGCGGGCGCCAGGGUAGGUACGGUAGGUGCUUCAUAUCAAGCCAGGAAUCUACCCGCUAACCAAAAAGCCGGAGGACCCUGAGUACAAGAGCAUUCUCAUCCCCAGAGCCUCCCGUCCCACUUAACCAGCGGGAGCCUUCGCACCAGGAAAUACCUACCUUCCAUAAUUUAGCAUAAGCUGGGUAUAGCGUAACCGCCUUAAAAAACGCUGUUGAUAAAUUGAAACCCUUCGACAGUUUCUGGCAGUUUUCCCUUUGCGGAAGCAAAAAGGAAGGCCGACACGUACUGAGGAAAACGUAAGAGACUUUCUGUUUUGUGAAAAUAACGAGUAAUCCCGCAUUUUCGUAAUGACUUUGAUUAUUAUGCUAUCUUCUCGAAUCUUCUACCGUCGUUAACAUGGAAAACUGCUGCAUGUUUAGAAAGAGCCGAGCAUUACCGUUAGAAGAAAAUUGUAGCAGUGAAUGUACUUAUUCACGUUCUUUUCUGAUACUGUUUUUACUGUUGAGAACUCGCGUAAAUGAGGUCAGCUAGCCGAAUACGUAUUACAUAUGAAUGUAGAGUGCCUCAUUGUUAAUACUUUAAGCUGUAAGAUAAGUUUCCUUGUCUGGAUAGAUCCCUAUCCACCGGCUGAUGUAAACAAAGGCCUUUGUCAGUGUUUAAAAAUAGUUUCAGCUUCAGGCUCUAUUCUUCUUGCUGUUUAUUAGCAAUGUAGUAUCAGACAGUGUACCAGAUCAUUCACGCGAUCGCGAGCGGUAACGCGCCAACGAGUUUUAUCAUUUGCUUUAAUUUUAAGCUCGUAUACCUAGACAUUUGAUUGUCUUGAUUACGAGUGCGAGAUCAAUACGACUUGCUUAGAGCUAGUUCAAGAUGUCCCCAGAACUCUCCAGCACUUUCGUUGAACUGGCACGAGACUUAGAUAGAUGAGUGGUGUGAAACUACAGUGAAAAUCUGAAGAAAUUGAAAACUUUGUACUCCUACGCCAUCUUAAUACAGUCUUACUCACAGUUCGGUCUAAUAAUCCCUACUGAAAAGAAGCCGACAACCAGCAUAGAAAUGUAUAUCAUGAGAAGCGUCUUGAAGGGAGUAAACAAACAGGGCGUAGGACUAGGAACUGGAAAUUCGUCCCCUGCUUGAACGAACCAUUUCGAACAAUGAUCAUUAUAAUUACGUAUGUAUGUAACAUUUCAUUACUUUACUAGUCUUUACUUUCAUGACUCAAGAUUAUCAUGAGUAUAUCUUUGGUGGGCAAGAGCUCCACCGACGUUCAGUCACAAUUAAUGCUAAAGCGACGAGGUAUAGUAGACCGUGCCCUUUCAAUUCAACUAAGCGUAGUUUUCCUUCUUUUUUGUUCAUUUAAAACUGAAUUCAACACGAAGGAAAAGGAGAUCCAGGAAGACAGAAAAUCAUUCUCUGCAUAUUCACUUAUCAAUCACGCAGGGUUGCAAUAUGUACUCGCGUGUUAAACUGAGUGAUUAUUAUUUCCAGGUUAAUGACCUCCAAACAACAUUGCUUUGUUCUUAAGGAUUGCUUCUUCUAAAGUUUCCGACCGGCAUUUCGAGGAAUUGGCCGGGAUAUGAUAACCUGUGUCAUGAAAAGUGUCUCUAACUAAAAGGAUAUAUUUUUUUAUUUUAGACUACUGGUUAUGAGAAUACUCCUUUUUCUUCACAUUUGAAUGCUAAAUCCUUCAGGCGUAAUUUUUUCCAAAGUCGUGCACUGUGAGGUUAUGAUAAAAUAUGGCAAUGUUUAAUUCGGAUACGCAACAUGAAGAUUUGAUUACCCAAAACGUAGUUUCACAAACUUAGCGAGAUAUUUCAUAAUCGUUUAACAAAAUACGUUUCCCAUUUUUUCCCCUAGAAUUUGCAGUUAUUAUGCAUGUUAACAAAGUAAACUUUUUCUCUAUUUGUUUUCUAAAAACUCUCUUCUCUGUCAGUACUAAUGAUUGCCGAUGACUAAUGGGCUAACUGAGGCGAUCACAUGUUACGAGUCGAUAGAAGUUCACGAAUCAAUGUUAUUAUAAAUUAAGGCAACCGAGAUACCCUUCACUCCCUACAAUCACUGAGCAAGGUCGCUUUUCAGAAAGCCUUUUAAAAGCACAUGUUGGCGACGAACGUCAGAGAUUACAAAUGCCAAUAUCCGACAAGGUGAUGUUACACGAGACAAUUCGCAACGACGAUUUUUAGCGCAACACAGCGUUGCAAUAUUGUUGUAACAUUGUUUCGAAUGGUUACAACAUUGUUCCAGCCUUGCAACGCUGUGUUGCGCUAAAGGCGUCGUUGCGAAUCGUCCCGUGUAACAUCACGUCAAAAAGUAAAAGUUUUUCGCCAACGUUUUUAGCCGGCGAAGGUAGAAACAUUCACGGUCUGACAUGUUGAAAACGGUAUAGGCAAAAAGUAUUACUCAAUACAUUGCAGAAAAACUGAAAUGGCCACUUUGUCAGCUUUGCCUUUUGCCCUAAACUUGAUGCUUAUCUCCACACAUGUGUCCCGUCAAGGAGCUAAAUUAUCCACCACAAAAAGCGGAAAGAAAUGUAACUUCCGCCACGACUAACUUAUGUUAAGGAAAAUAAGACAUUAGUUAGAAGCAGGAGAGGAUAUUCUCGAGCUCUUGGUGAAGAAGGUUUACAAAAUUAAUUUUAGAAGAGGCUUUUUAGAAAACUAACAUUAUCAAUAUUUCACCGAUGUACAAAUUAAAGUCGGGGGAAGGCAGUUGGAACGUGCUAACAUUUUGCAAAAACAUAACAUUUAAAAGAUAGCCUGCAUGUUAUCAACUCUACAAGAUGAUACAAAUGUCGUGGUAUGUGGUGCUGUUGACUUCAUGCAAAAUUCAGGUUAAUACUAAUAGCUUAAUGAUCAUUAGAAAGUAUGGUUUUUUUAACACUCAAGAUCUAAAUUACGUUCUGAUUAACUCGCUGCUUUUGGUAUAUAGUUUUUGAACGUUUUAUGUACUUACAAUGUCAAAAAUUUGCAUUGUUGCUUAAUAGCUCAGAUCUCUUAAUCAUAGUAACCGGCUAACAAUAAGGUUUGCUUACGAAUAAAUCUAAAUUUGUGGAGGAAUAAAUGAACUUCUACUGAAAAGAAGGGGUGGGUUCUGGCCUAAGAAAAAUUAUGACCUCCCCCAGCAAAACGGUUUUGUGCAUUCGUGGGUUAAUCCAUAGUUGGACCAUGGUUAGUCGGAAUAGAUAACUUUUAUGGUUUUGUUAGACUUUGAACAGCCUGCUCCGCGGCUAGUAUCCAGAUCUUCUAUUUAUAACUACUUUUCAAUAGCAAUUUUCCAUUGAUAUUCAGGAGAUAAACAGAAACUCAUCAUGCUACUCUCUACUACUCUCAUUGCACGGUGCAUGACUGUAUAACGCUGUGCAAUAGACCCACGUUUUUUUUGCAACUUUUGACGUGGACAAGUAAGGGGAAAUUCGUUGACAUUACUAGAAAGAGCGCCUAACAAUUACAGUUCCUCAAAGUCUCGAAAUUUUACAGACAUUUGUAUGGUGAGGGGCACAAACUUGUCCCCCACCAUACAGAAGUCAAGUUUUGCAACUUUGCGGAACUCUAUCUUCGCUUGCUAAAGACGUAUCACUUUCAAAUUUGACAGUUUUACGAAUUUUAAGGCCGUCUUUCCAGUGAUGUUGACGGAUUUUCCCUAACUUGUACAUGUCAAAAGUUGAAAAAAACGUGAAAGGGUCUUAUUGUGAUUUAUAUUUCGUUAGUGCAGCAUUCUAUACGAAUGAGAACUUAUCAUCCCUUGGGAACCUUAAUAUCAUUCUCUCUUUGAAUUAUGUUCUAAUUCUUUUUCCUUUCUCAGUUUAGGUAACAUCAGUCCUUUAAAAUCAAGUCAGGCAGUACUCGUCGCCAUGCGUAGCGAAGUUGAGGUAAACAAUGAUUAAACCUACAGUAUAGUAACCAAAAAUAACACGAUGAAACGUUCCCAUUAAGAUGCACGUACCCAGCGCCCAUAUUCCAGAGAGACAUUUCGAGUAUACCACCUCUGGAAAAACAAAAGAAUAAGAGAUUCAUCCAAAAGGCACACAGAGGCCCAUCUACGGAGGAAAGAGGUAUACAACAACAAAGAAUGUUUGACUUAGGUCAAAUUAAAAGUGUGAACGAUUUAAAAAGUUCUUUAAUUAUCAAUAACAAAACUUACGCAGCAGUAGUUAGAGCUGAACCAUACUGUACCAGGGACCGCGUAGCAAGUUUUCAAGUUGGGGGGGCUAAAGAAGAAUGCGUGAAGGAAAAAAUAUUUUACAAUUGUAACGACUAAUGCUUCAUUCUGUCUAUUUAUCUGCGCGUUUGUCUUUGCCAGUAACUCUGGUCACUUUCGAAUUAACGAUUUUUUGCUAUUUUUCACUCCGUUACUUUUGUUAAAUUAUUUUUUCUUUAAUUUAUUUUUAUUCUUGCAAAAAAGUGGGGGGGGGGGGGGCUAAAGCCCCCCCCCCCCAGCCCCCCCCUCUGCGCUGUCCCUGUGUACUCAGAGAAGGCCUUCUUUUCUCCCCAAUUUCUAUGUUGACGGACAUUUCAAUUAAGGGGAGAAAGAGCCCUUAGAGUGUACUUUUGGGCGAUACCCUUCCCCCAUUUCUUUACUCAUCAGGACUGUUUAUAAAUUACAGUCCCCUAUCAGUUCCCCGUUAGCCUAAUAUGUAGCUGACGGGAUGUAGCUAACGAUUGCUGUAGAUUUUUGGCGGCAGAGCCGCGAGAAGAUUGGGCGCAAGUCCACGCUCGGGAAACUCCCUCGCUGCUCCGCCGCCAAGAAAAUAUCCCGGAAAUAACAAUCCCGCUAGCUAAAAAGGCUACAAUAGUUUUCCGUGGGAUCGUCGUGAUCGAGCGCUUACAAUAGUAUCUUGGUUUGUAAUGUACCGAGGGGCCGCCGUCGAGGUGUGCCGCUUGUUAGAGUAAGCGCUUGAUCGCAAUGAUCUUACCGGAAAAUAGUAUAGGGGACUGUGAACAUCUACAGUCUUUUCCCUGGGCCUAGGUUAUACCACAACAAAGUAAGAUCCAUACAAUGAGAUAACCUAACAUACUAAAAGCUUCCGAGUGCUGUUGCGCGCAUUAUCUAAACCAGCGGGAUUAUUUCUAGGCAAAAGAAACAGUGGUGAUUAAAGGCUGCUAUUUUUGCCAAUGUAGAUUCGCCAAACUCAAGUUUAUAUAUUUCUCUUUCCCCCUGUAGGAAAACAGAAAUGAUGGACCAUCAGGCUCUUUCGCAAGAAGACCUUUAAGAGUAACUUCUUUGGGAGAUGAAUGGGGUUCAUCAAAGGGCGGAUUGUCUACGGUGAACAGAGAACUAGCAAAGUGCCUGGGACAACGACCUGAUGUAGAGGUAACCAUCCUUUUACCACAAUUCAGUGAACCGGAGAGGGAAGAAGCCAACCGUUGUAAUGUGCGUCUUACCACACCAGAGCCAAUGCCCGGUGUUGAUCCCAAAAUAGGAUUGAGCUUUCCUCGUGAAGACCUCGAUAUUGAUGUUGUUAUCGGCCAUGGUCAGAGGCUCGGAGGACCAGCUCAGAUCAUAGCAAAACAGCGCAAGUGCAAACGAGUUCAUGUAGUACACACUGCCAGUGAAGAGCUUGCAAUGUUUAAGAAAUACGACAAAGCGAUAUCAGGAGGCGGGGAGAAGCACCGAAAGGAAGUAGAUUUUUGUAAGGAAGCUGAUAUAGUCGUGGCCAUGGGACCAAAGCUGACGGAAGCCAUCUCUGCAAACUUGCGGCCGUAUGGUAAAGAUCAACACGUGAUAGAUAUCACACCUGGAAUCUUUCCUGAGUUCGCAAAGAUGGAGCAAGUCACUGAGGAGAGGGGAAAGUUCCGCAUCUUAGUGUUUGGUCGGGGUGACUCGGAAGAUUUUGAACUAAAAGGAUACGAUAUAGCCGCACAAGCUGUAGCAGGCUUGAACGAUAAAAGCUACCUUUUAAUAUUUGUCGGAGCGCCAAAAGGAAAAGAAGAAGAGGUCAAAAAUAGCUUGCUAAAGUGUGGCAUUUCUCCCAGUCAGCUAAUUGUGCGAGGCUUUAUUGAGAGUCGUGGUGAAUUGGAAAACCUCUUCUGUGAGGCUGAUCUCGCCAUUAUGCCUUCACGAACGGAAGGGUUUGGUCUGGUCGCUCUGGAAGCACUUUCCGCUGGUCUUCCGAUUGUGGUGAGUGAUAAUUCUGGAUUUGGGCAAGCUCUCCAAACCGUAACCUUUGGUUCGUCGUUUGUAGUAGACUCCGAUGAAGCGGAAGAGUGGGGUAAAGCUAUCAGACGUGCGAGACAGAAACCGAGGCAAAUUCGACUUAGGGAAGCGCGCUAUCUCCGGGAGUUUUAUGACGAAGAGUACAAGUGGGAGGCACAGUGUGGGAUCCUGGUUGAAAGAAUGCGCGUCCUUCUUCAAUAA